CCCGCGACCGUCGCUCCAGGGGCCGCGUCUCCCUCGCCUCGCUUCGCCGGCCGCUCCGCCUAGUCCACGCCGACCGCGCCUGGCGCAGGCGCAGACCCCCGACCAGAAGCGGGUGCUCCUCGGCUGUCGCGGUGACCCCGCCCCCGGGCCCGGGAUGUGAGGCCGGUCCGGUGUCCCCCGCGGCGGGCCGGGGCGGCGAGGGGCCGGCGGGCGCCAUGGAGGGCGUGCUGUACAAGUGGACCAACUACCUGAGCGGCUGGCAGCCUCGGUGGUUCCUUCUUUGUGGAGGCAUACUGUCCUACUACGAUUCUCCUGAAGAUGCCUGGAAGGGUUGUAAAGGGAGCAUCCAGAUGGCAGUCUGCGAGAUUCAAGUUCAUUCUGUGGAUAACACUCGUAUGGACCUGAUCAUCCCUGGGGAACAAUAUUUCUACUUAAAAGCCAGAAGUGUGGCAGAGAGACAGCGGUGGCUAGUGGCCCUGGGGUCUGCUAAGGCCUGCCUGACAGAUAGUAGGACCCAGAAGGAAAAAGAAUUUGCAGAAAACACUGAAAACUUGAAAACCAAAAUGUCGGAACUAAGGCUAUACUGUGACCUCCUUGUUCAGCAAGUUGAUAAAACAAAAGAAGUGGCCACAUCCGGUGUUGCUGACUCUGAGGAGGGAAUCGAUGUGGGAACUCUGCUGAAAUCAACCUGCAACACUUUCCUGAAGACCUUGGAGGAAUGCAUGCAGAUUGCAAAUGCAGCCUUCACCUCUGAGCUUCUCUACCAUACUCCCCCAGGAUCCCCUCAGCUAGCGGUGCUUAAGUCCAGCAAGAUGAAACAUCCUAUCAUACCAGUUCAUAAUUCAAUGGAAAGGCAGAUGGAGUUGAACAGUUGUGAAAAUGGAUCUUUAAAUAUGGAAGUAAACGGUGAUGAAGAAAUCCUGAUGAAAACCAAGAGUUCCUUGUAUUUGAAAUCCACAGAGGUAGAUUGCACCAUGUCAAGUGAAGAAAACACAGAUGAUCAUGUGACAGGUGAGAUACUGGAGGAAGAUGGAGAGAAAAACCUGGGGAAUCAAGACAGUGAGCUGGCACAGCCUGGGCCAGACUCAGUUUCCUCGCCUGAAUCUGUCUGGGAAAACAAUGAAGAAGUUAUCCCAACUUUCUUCAGUGCCAUGAGUGCCAGCUUUAGUGACAUUGAACUUCUGGAAGACAGUGGCAUUCCCACAGAAGCGUUCUUGGCGUCUUGUUAUGCAGUGGUUCCAGUACUGGACAAACUUGGUCCUACAGUGUUUGCGCCUGUGAAAAUGGAUCUUGUUGGAAAUAUCAAGAAGGUGAAUCAGAAGUACAUAACCAACAAGGAAGAGUUUACUACCCUCCAGAAGAUAGUGCUGCAUGAGGUGGAGGCAGAUGUAGCUCAGGUUAGGAACUCAGCGACCGAAGCCCUCUUGUGGCUGAAGAGAGGUCUCAAAUUUUUAAAGGGCUUUUUGACAGAAGUGAAAAAUGGGGAAAAAGAUAUCCAGACAGCACUGAAUAACGCAUACGGCAAAACACUACGGCAACACCAUGGCUGGGUAGUUCGCGGGGUUUUUGCGUUAGCACUGAGGGCAGCACCAUCCUAUGAAGAUUUUGUGGCAGCACUAACCAUAAAAGAAGGCGACCACCAGAAAGAAGCUUUCAGUACCGGGAUGCAGAGGGACCUCAGCCUUUACCUCCCUGCUAUGGAAAAGCAGCUGGCCAUACUGGACACUUUAUAUGAGAUCCACGGGCUGGAGUCUGAUGAGGUGGUGUGAUGGCUACAGGACAGCACCUCCUAACUUCAGGGAAUAAAGUUUGCUAAAGUGUUGUGUCGCCCUAGUUAAUUUCCAGCAACAGCCUCGAUGCCCUCCAACUCCUUUCCUUGGGGAGAUGGACAGGAGGACGUGAAACCUAGUGCUUUUAUAGAAUUGUUUUAAUGCGUUUGUGUUUGCUGUGUUUAAAAAAUCAAGGUGCUAAAUAUUUCAGUUCAACAGGCCUACUGGAAACCAAAUCAUAGCUGUCAUAGACUUGAAUAGCAAGCAGUAAGAGCAAAAUCAACAAACGGACUUGUUGGGAUCAUACUUUGUAUUGCUCUGUUUCAGUUAUUAGUUUUAGUGGACCACCCAAACUCAAGCACUAUGCAGGACUAUAACACAAAGCCAGUGUUUAAAAUAGCUUAGGAGUUGACUGAGCAUUGGAGGGAGUGUAGGCUGCCUUGUCGAAGGACUUGCCAUGUAACAGUUUGUUAUUCCUAGACUGUCCCGAGUGGGUCCCUUCUCUGUGACUCUGCUGAUGAGGAGGCUGUGUAUUGAAGGCAUUUCUUCAUUUGUGGGAAAACACUAACAAGAACUGCCAUGCCUAUUGUCAGGUGAGACCGUGGUUCCAGGAGAUGCUUGAGACCAGAAUAGAGAGGCAGGGUAAGUCACUUGGGUAGCACAUACCACCACUCUCAUCCAGUACAUUUCCUGUGUUGUUUGAACGGGGCAGCAUAGCAUAGAGAGGAUUCCUGUCCUACUUCAGUGGGAAAGUCUGUAAUAGGAAAGUCUGCUCACUUUCAUGGAGUAUCUUGUUUCUGUUUAUUUUAUUUUUAUUUAUUUAGUUUUUGCCUAGCUUCAUGAACUCCCUUCAGCAAAAGAGCCAGGUAGCUUUCAGAUGUGAACUAGAUCACCCACGUAUUGAAGUCACUCAAUGUACUGUCUCAGACUUACCUGAAGAACCCACAUCUGGAGGUGAAAUAGGAAAUUUGCUGUUUGAUGACCUUCCCAGGUGAUACUCACUUGGUUGAGCUACCAAUUGAAUUCUGUUUUUUCAGAAUUUCCAUUCUCCUGCAAAAAAACAAAUGAUCCAUGCUGUAACCCCAAGAGGAAGGGGUAUCAUUCAAGUAAAGCGAUUGAAUGGAAGUGAGUAGACCAGCAGCGCAGGCAACAUUGCUUGUGGCAUUUCUCUAAAGAAUGACAAGGCGCCCUUGUCUCCCAGUCAUGAUCCAAGCUGCCUAGAGUAUGCAUAGGGGAGAAGCCAUGAGUACCCUCUCCAGGAAAUGCUCCUCCGUAACAAGGAAGGUCAUUCCAGCAUAAGCAGUCCCCCAAAGAAAGUGACCCCUUUGCCAGGUACAGGUGAAGGGAGUGGCUGUGCCUGCUUCACACACUAGGGCUCUGCAGAGAGUUUUGUGCAGGGAAAGGUACUGGCUUUGUUUUUUGUCGUCUUUAAGCAAAUGGGCAUUUCCUCAAGUUAUUGAAGCAGUAGAGCGGGCCACAGUGGUGCAUGAAAUCCAAGCUACUCAGGAGUAUGAGGUGGAACUAUCACUUGAGCCCAGAGUUUGGAGGUUAAUCUGGGCAACAUAGCAAGAGACCUUGCCUCUUAAAAUAUUUUUAAGACAAAAAGCUUACGUGGAGCAAGCAUUUUGCUUACAUGAGAGCUUGUAGAAAGUAAAUAGGAGCAGGAGGAAGGGGCUGCAAUUACUAACAGUGUGCUGCUUUGCUCCCACGAGAGCUUCCUAUGGAUCCUCUUCCCUGGCUAGUGGAGAUCCGAGGGAGGAGCUAGGGCGUAGUUUAGACCUCCUCUCCACGGCAUAGCCUCUUAAGACCAGAAAGAAAAGGCAGCUAGUCUGCUGUCUCUGGGAGUAGGUGUGCUGUCCGUGCCGUGCUAACAGGAAAUUGAUGCUAAGCAUGGCUGCACUAAGCAGUUCUGGGUGCCUCUGUGGUCUCUAGAACACAGGGCUGGGGCACACUGAGAACACCUUGGCCUGCAGUGAGGCUUCAAGUACACAGCUGCCAUGCCGGGCAGUCUGUUUGUAGUUCGUUCUUCCUGGAUUGCUAGUUGCCUGUUUCACAUUUUAGUUAAAGCCGGGCUUUGUUUCUUCUGAUUUUCAGUUACUUGCUAAGAAAGGAUUAAUAAGAAAAGAUCCUUAAAGUGCUGCCAGGGGCCUUCCAAGAGCUCUGGCAUCCCUAAGCCACCCUCACCCUAACAGGUGAAGGACUGGUGUGUUUGUUGACAGAAUGCUCACCUUGUCUUCAUUGCUAACAGCAGUUUUUGGGUUAUUUUCUAGCGUAAGUUUAAGAGCGGAGCUGGAGACUCGGGAAAUACGUCUCCCUAGAUACUAGCAGGCUUGACUAAGUAGCCUUGGCGGACCCCUUCCUCAUGGAGUACCGCCCCACCACCGUGCAUUCCGUCAGUCUCUCUUCUCCCCACCCCAUGAAGCUCAGCUCCACGCUGCCUGGCAUCAAUUGUGACAAGGCUUUUGUUUUUUAAAAACAAAUCUGAUUAUAACCAAAACCUACUGAAAGAAACUAACUUGGAGGUGUGACACCAUUGAGGGUGGAAACCAGCUUGUAAGGGAGGCAGAGGUGAUUCCGAUGGCAGCUCUUGACACAACCGGAAACAUGAAGGGUGCUUUGAGUAUGUAAUGGAUGGUUGCUUCCCAAGUCAUGCUGAGGGGGAAAACAUCACUUCAUGUCACUUCCAUAAUGGGGGACAUUAUCUAUACCCCCUCUUUCAGCCUUGGGGCUUUUUCUUCUCUGCUACUGAGCAUUGCUAGCAUUGAGCUGCACCCUCCCCCCAUCAACUUGCCUCAGUGAUUCCUCCCCUAGGUCUCGUUUACCCUUUAGCAGCUCCAGCAGCCACAGCCUGGUCCAGGACCUGUUACCUACCUACCCAAACUGCCAGAGCUUCGGGGAGAGCUGUGUGCACAUUUGUAGCUUUAAGGUAGGGGAAGGUCACGGUGGGAGUGCUGGGUGCCACAGGGAGAGGGCACACCUCUGCCUUUGAUUAUUCCUUGUACGGUCAGUGUGUUCAUCUUUCCACCUGCCGAGCAAUUUUAGGUAAGAGAAAUGUAUGAUAGGGUUGGAAAAUUCGGUGCACUUUGUUAAAUUUGGAAGUGAGAAGAGCUGAAGAAUUUUUUCUAAAGAAAACUAGUCCAAUUUUAAGGAGAGAUUUCAGAUAAAGCAACAGAGACGUGAGAGGGUUUUGAGCAAUACAAGAUAGAAGGCAUUUUAGAGACUUUGCAGAGAACAGUCUUUUUGUGAAUUGCCGACUAGACCACCAUGUCCUGUCAUGUUGUGCUUCUGAACCAUCAGUUCAAACCACUGCUUCUGAUUUAGUCCCAGGUGUGCAACAGUUGGACUCUCUACCCUAAUUCCACUACCAAACAUUAGUAAGGUUGAAGGUUUCUAGAUGUAACCGCAAUCUGUGUUGACCAUCGUUCAGCUCAGCGAUCUCAUGUGUUUGACCAUAGGAGCCAGACCUGAGAGGCUUUGUGACACUGCUCAGUGCGCAUGCUGUGUGUGGCAGACCCCAGAAGUACACAUAACGUGCUGUACUGAGAAAUGUGUUCUUCCGUGUGCUUCUGUGUGACCUGCAGUCGCUUCCUCGGGGCUGUCACAGUAACAGCGUAACUAUCCAGUAGCUGUCUGAUGGUGUCCCAAGGCUUUAUCCGUAACAAGGUUAUAGAUGUACAGUGUUAGUCCUUUCACUGCUCACUGGCCCUCCCCGGGAAUGCUCCCAGUCCAACCCCGUCUAGACUAGCCUGAAGACCAUUUGCAUCAUUUCUUACUGCACAGCUGCAUUCAAGAAAUCUAGGGUGUGAUCAACCAGUCACUGGUGAUGCCUCGCAUACAGAUGACACAUGUGUUGAUCUCUCUUCUCCAUUGUCUAUUUAUAGCCUUUAAUGGAAAGGAAAAAAAUGCCCCUACUCUGCAAUGCGAGGUUUUCAGGAUUCUUGUAAAUUGUAAAUCCUUGAGUCACUCCUCAGAGUGAAAGGCAUUUCCAGCCGAGCUGUAGGGGGCAUAAUAUCCGGCUUGUUUUAAAUGUCUCAUGUACUUAAAGUGUGGUCAGUGUCCUCCUCUCCUUAGCCUGUGGUGGAUGGUUCCGUCAGCCCUAGCAUGGAUGGCUUCAUUGCACAGUUCAUCUCAUCCACACAGAACUCUGUGUGUGCCCACAGUAGGUGGAGUCAGUGACGAGAAGGAUGAUCUAGACGGUGGAUGAGCCAGCUUCAUGACACGAGAAAUGUACGGUUCCCAUGUGUCAUGAGAAUUUCACUAGAAUGUCAUUCAACAGCCCAACUACCUCAUGUGAAAUUGGCUGUGGACAAUCUGUGUCAGGUGGGAAAUGUGUUCAGAGAACUUUAUUCUGGUUAAUAAAUUGAACAGUGUGGUGUCUCUAUGAAGAAGAAGCAUGUUAUACCAGAUGCCAAAGGCUAAACUAUAAAUAGAUUUUUCUUGGGUUCCUUUCCACGUUAAUGUUUAAUUCCACAGUCUGUAUCCUCAUGAAUGUUUGUAGUUUUGUAGAGCCACAUGCCCUGAGUAUCUGUCACAGAAUCGUGUGUCACCUCCUCUUGUCUCUCAGUAUUCUGAAUGGACAUCAGAAUGCUGAUAGGAAACAAGUUAAACUACAAAAGCAUCAAACAGCUGUGGCUUCUUAAUUUAAUGGACCUGUACUUAGAAAUGUGUUGGAGCUUUUUAGGACCAAUUGUUGAGUGGAAAUCUUGUGUGCAAAUUUGUCUGCUUCUCUGUCCAAGUUGUUAUUCUGUAUUUCAUGCAAAGUGGGGCAGGGGAGGGUUUUACUUCCUUUGGAGAAUGUUUGAAAACAUCUGUCAAAUUUUUAUAUUCAUUAGUUACAAUAAACAUAUUUUUAGAGUAUUUUA
Messenger RNA from Alexandromys fortis (reed vole), 6631 nucleotides. RefSeq names its product pleckstrin homology domain containing A8 (gene Plekha8). Gene Ontology annotation, molecular function: lipid transfer activity. Gene Ontology annotation, cellular component: trans-Golgi network; cytoplasm; recycling endosome. Bases 216 to 1769 code for a protein of 517 amino acids. The transcript has 14 exons. Gene Ontology annotation, biological process: intermembrane lipid transfer; ER to Golgi ceramide transport; endosome organization. The record is from RefSeq and is a predicted model, not a curated record. Lineage: Eukaryota; Metazoa; Chordata; Mammalia; Rodentia; Cricetidae.